Pleuronectes platessa (European plaice) is the source of this 3743-nucleotide messenger RNA. It is a transcript of the gene fastk, whose product is annotated as Fas-activated serine/threonine kinase. Gene Ontology annotation, molecular function: RNA binding. Lineage: Eukaryota; Metazoa; Chordata; Actinopteri; Pleuronectiformes; Pleuronectidae. The record is from RefSeq and is a predicted model, not a curated record. The transcript is spliced from 11 exons. The coding region runs from base 175 to 3030 and encodes 951 amino acids. Gene Ontology annotation, biological process: regulation of mitochondrial mRNA stability; mitochondrial RNA processing. Gene Ontology annotation, cellular component: ribonucleoprotein granule; mitochondrial matrix.
UCCAGUUGCAUGCCGGGUAGUGGAUGAUGGCUGAGGGCUGUGUGGAGGAAUGAAGCGGCUGACCGCUGCCUGUCUCCCGGCUGAAGCGCGCUCUGUGCGGCCUCAGGUCUUUGAGCAGAGCGGAGCUAUGAGGAGGACCGUACUGUUGCCUCCAGGCGUCCUGGUUGUCGGACUAUGCUGUGUUUGUCCACUGGGUGGCGCCUCCUGAGCCAAGCUCACCGCCUCCCUCCCUCCCGGCCCCGCCCCGCUGCUCAGUCCGUCACCAUGUACACCACCCGCCUCUACAGCACCUCGGGGGGAGGAGGAGGGGGAGGAGGUGGGGUUAAACAUGGGAGAAGGGCGGGGCUGGCCGUGAUGGAGGCACCCCACCCUCCUCACCACCACCUCCCCCACCACCCGACUCCACCUCCCCCUGCCUACCACCUGUACCAGGGCCGCCCCGACGCCCACAGAGGAGCACACUUCUACCACCCGCAACCUGCCCACUUGGCCCCACCCCAAUUCUCCCCCCACUACCAGCACCACGCCCACUUCCACACUUAUGGAGGGGGGGCUCCAGGGGGCGGGGCCGCUGCCCCUGGCAGCAAGAAGAAGACGUGGAACUUCAUCCAUGAGAAGAUGAGCUACGACACGUUCUUCACCAUGAAGCGCCUGAUUGAGCGUUCGCGGCGGCCUGACGAGGUUCUGCGCUGGGUCACCCAGAACCCGGCCAAGAUCUCCCACAACCACUACCCCGUCGCCCUGCAGAAGAUCGGACAGCUGCUGCAGGCCGCGCCAUCACCACGAACCAGAGGGGACGCCACAGAAGCCCCGGCAGGUGGAGGAGCAGAGGGGGGAGACGAACGCCAGAUCCUGGAGCAUCAGGACUUUCAGACGCUCUGUAACGCCAUCGUCAAUGACUGCGCCAAGUUUGACAACUUCAGCAUUGUCAACUGUUUGUAUGCUGUGGCAGCACUUGGUCUAUCCAGUGACGCUCAGGUGGUCCACGUGUUGGAGGCGGAGUCUCAGUCCAGACUGAGCCAGUUUAACCAGAAGGACGUUUCCAUGGUGUUCAGCUCCAGUAUGAAGCUCCACCCAGGAAGUCAACACCCGCUGACCGAGGCCUGCCUAGCCGGCCUGGAGAAGAACCUGGAGAGAGAGCGCCACCCGCAGACGCUCUUCUUGUUGCUCUCGUAUUACAGACUCAAGUGGCGCUCGCUGCAGCAGCAGGAGCCCGCUGCUGCAGCAGGGGGCGCUGCAACCACCACUGCUAAAACCAACCACACGCCCCCAAACCCUGAACUACUGCUUACCAACAGGAAGAUCUUACGUCUUGUGAAACACACUCUGGCGAGUGUCAGCGGCGUUCGUGACCAGGAGAUGGCGCUGCUGGAUGAGAUGUUGGCGGCGUGUGCUCGAGAGGCGAGCAACAAGAGUCUGGAGUUGAUCUUCAGUUCCCACCUGUUCUACCAGAACCGACAGGAGAAGUUCAUCAGCAGCCUGGCAGAGGAGCUCCCCAAGAAGGUCGACAGCAUCACGCCGUACACAAUGGCUCUGAUUGCCAAAUACAUCGCUCGCCAUCGCCUGAGAGAGACCCGACUGCUUGACACCAUCGCAGACUUCUUGGUGAAGAAGGCGGAGUACCUGGACAGUAAGGUGAUCCAGAAGCUGGUGUUCCCGUUCAGCAGGAUGAGCUACCGUCCGUCCAAUGAGCAGCAGUUUUUCUCUGGCUUGGAGGAGGUGUUGGAGCUGAAGGCUCUCAGCUCGCCGCUCGCCACCGUCAACAUCCUCAUGUCUCUGUUCCAGCUGGGUCACUUCCCCAGCCUGGUGCUGCACCGCGUCUUCUCCUCUGCCUUCAUCAGCAACGUCACCAACAGUCCCUAUGCCCUGAUAGUCCGGAGGUACCUGUCUCUGCUGGACGCCGCCAUCGAGCUGGAGUACCGCGACUACACCGGACCACGACUGCAGGAGGCCCACAAAGUCCUGAUGUUUGACCACGCACUGACGGCUGACGAGGUCAACCGCAAGUACAGUUACAAAGGUCUGGUUGCUGAAGCUUUACGUCAGCUGGUUGGAGAACAAAACUACAAACAAGAUGAAGUGCUCCCCCCAGGGUACUACACAGACUUCGUGCUGUGGAUGGAUGGUUCUGGUCGGGUUCUAGCCGAUGGUUCUGGUCGGGUUCUAGCCGAUGGUUCUGGUCGGGUUCUAGCUGAUGGUUCUGGUCGGGUUCUACCCGUCACACCCGGAGCGGCGCUGCUUCCUGCUUCCUGCGUCGCCAUGGCGUCUAAACCGGCUGACGGCUCAGUUGCCGUGGUGACUUCAGAGUUCCAGAGGUUUUCUCCGUUUGUUCUAGAGGAAGGUGGCGAGUGUCACGUGGGCGGGGCCAUGGAGCCCAUCUCCUUCGUGCCCCCCCACAUCCGCAGCACACCGAGGGCCACGCUGCCCUCAGGGGCCCCUCGGCCCACCAACGGGGGCCCCUUGGACUACGGCCCCUACUUUGUCCCGGCAGUGGAGUUCUACUCCAGUCUGGCUAAGGAUCACUCUCUGGAGAGCCAGGACAGCUCCACGCUCAGCAGCCCCCCCUCUGAAGGACAGGGCCCCCCUGUGGAGGCCCCGGCCCCUGACUCUCUCUUCCAGUUCUCCAUCGGGAAGAUCCUGGAGGACGAGGGGGGGACUGGGGCCCCUGAGAGCCAGGGCACAGACUGUGCGUUGCCAGGGUUCUAUGAGGGCGUGACUUAUUCUGAGGUGUCGGGGGCCGACAGGGGGCCCUCAACCCCCCCACAGCUCCACCCCCCUGAUCAACCAGAGCCUGAUACCCCCCCGACAGACCAGAGACCAAUCAGGAGGGUCAUCAUGUCCGUCAAUGACAAGUGGCAUUAUUGUCACAACUCUGAGGUGCUGGUUGGUUCCCGGGCGAUGAGAGACCGCCACCUGAGGCUGCUGGGAUACGUCAUCGUCCAGCUUCCGUAUCAUGAACUGGAGAAGCUGAACGGCAUCGAGGAGGUGAAGACGUACCUGCAUCAGAAGCUGCUGGACGUCCCACUAUGACUGUGUGUGUGUGUGUGUGUGUGUGUGUGUGUGUGUGUGUGUGUGUGUGUGUGUGUGUGUGUGUGUGUGUGUGUGUGUGUGUGUGUGUGUGUGUGUGUGUGUGUGUGUGUGUGUGAUUAGUUAUUGAUAAAUCUUUAUUGAUCACUGAGUCUAUGAUUUAUCAAUAAAAUAAAUUGAUAAUUUACAGCUACACUGAGCAGCGUUGAAAGGGGCACGCCACUUUUUACAGAACACGUUCCAAAUCCAUUACUACAGCCAAUUGGAACGUCUCAUUUAAUUAUCAAGUUCAUUAAUUAUACAUUGGUUCUUAAUGCACCGCAGCCGUCAUGUUGAAUUUAGAAGGAGGUGACAGAAGAUCGUUGAACUGCUCCUUAAACGUCUCAGUGGAUCACCUGCGCUCUGAUUGGACGCUGCGCGAAUGAACAAACGUUAUUUUUUUCCGGGUGGGGGGGUGUGGUACCCGUGGUAAGGACGAUGGAGCUGGGAGUGGAUGCUAUUAUUCUGUGAAGAGGGAUGAGUGUGCGUUUCAGUGUCGGGGUCAAAGCUCAGAUUAUUUAUUUGUGUUUGAGGAAAAGAAGCUUGUUUGUAUUCUAUAAAACCUGAAACUGACCACGAGUCUGUUUUAUUGACGCUCAUCACAGCAGUUCGUUGUCAGCAUGGUAUUCAUGUGGUUGUUUGCUCCAAAUGAAAUUAAACAUCCAAAAUCAGAAAAA